GACCACAAAGAGACGCAAAACAACCACAAAGAGACACAAGGCGACCACAAAGAGACACAAAACGAACAUAAAGAGACACAAAGCCACCACAAAGACACGCAAGGCGACCACAAAGACACGCAAGGCGACCACAAAGACACGCAAGGCGACCACAAAGAUUCGCAAGGCGACCACAAAGAGACACAAGGCGACCACAAAGAGACGCAAAGCGACCACAAAGAGACGCAAAGCGGCCACAAAGAGACACAAGGUGACCACAAAGAUGCAAAGCAACUACAAGUUGACCAUUAAGAUGCAAAGCGACCACAAAGACACACCAAGCAACCACAAAGAGACACAAAAUGAAUAGAAAGAGCCACAAAAUGACCACAAAGAGCCACCAAGCGACCACAAAGAGACACAAAAUGACCACAAAGAGACACAAAGCGACCACAAAGAGACACAAGGCGACCACAAAGAUGCAAAGCAACUACAAGGCGAACACAAAGAUGCAAAGCGACCACAAAGAGACACAAAAUGACCACAAAGAGACACAAAGCGACCACAAAGAGACAUAAGGCGACCACAAAGAUGCAAAGCGACCACAGAAAUGCAAAGCAACUACAAAGAGACGCAAAACAACCACAAAGAGACACAAAACGUGAUGUGUUCACUGUCCCAUUAAAAGUGUAGUAACUGGUAGUGAUUAAAGAGUGUUCUUGUUCUCUUCAUGUUUCCUCCUCAGCUGCUGCUGCUGGCAACAUCUGGAGGAACUAUAACAGCUGUCAAGCAGCCAGAACCCCCUCUGGAAAACAGCACUGAUGAAGAGGAGGAGCAGGAGGAGGAGGAAGAGGAGGAGGAGGGGGUACAGUAGAGAGGAAGGUGAUGAUGUCGUCCAGGCCACGCCCCCCCCCAGCCUAUAGAUGGAGGCGUCUCUCCGGUCGUCCUCCACAGCGAGGACAUCCACCAGCUGAACAAGUCCUAAGACUGCAGGAGAGCUUAGUGAAGUUGUCCAGCUUCUGGUCGCUCCUCUUCAUCCUCAUCCUCCUCUUCAUCAUCCUCCUCCGCUUCAUCAUCCUCCUCCUCCUCCUCAUCCUCCUCUUCAUCAUCAUCCUCCUCUUCAUCCUCAUCCUCCUGGAGCUCUGAGAGGUCAUGGCGGACGUCGCUCUCCUCCGAGUCCUCCUGUUACUGCUGGGAGGGACGACUCUACUCAACGGAGUCCCGGCUCAUCACCGGAGCAGAGUGCGGCGUCAGAACAUGAAGGUCCGGAUCAACGCCACCGGCGACACCAUCGUGAUGAAGUUUGUCCGUCCGAGUCCGGAUGUGAAGCUGGAGGGUUAUAUUCUGGGCUACGGCAGCAGUGUCUUCUCCAGACAGUUCAUCCAGCUGCCCGAGGACGGACGGCCCUACGAGACCGAGAUGGACGCCGAGCCCAAGUACCUGGUGGUCGUCCAGCCGAUCCCGGUGAACGACGUGAAGAAGCACUGCACAGGGAAGGUGAACCUGGAGACGCCGCUCCACCUGGCGAUUGGCUCCGUCAGCCCGACGGCGGUGCUGCUGUCCUGGGGGAACGACCUGAAGACGCCGUACGCCGGCAACAUCAUGAACGAGUGUCUGGAGGACGGGUUCUACACCAUCCGCUACAGGGAGAGGAACAGGAAGUGGAUCUAUCAGACCUGCCCGACCAGCGACACCGUGGUCGACAACCUGAAGCCCAACACGCCGUACGAGUUCGGCGUCCGCUCCAACAAGGACGACCGCAGCGGCAUCUGGAGCAAACCCACCAUCCACAACACCAACAUGGCCAAUAAAAACAGUCAGAAACCGUUCAAGCUGCGGAAUCCUCUCACCAAGACGCUGAAGCCUCUCGGUCCUCACGUUCUGUUCCCUCCUCGUCCAGCUCUUCACAACAGGACUCGACUUCCUCCUCUGCUCAAACACUCGGCGUUCCCCGGAGCUCCUCGCACUUCCUUCGCGCCGCCCGAGAGCCGCCAGGAAACGUUCCCGCCGGCCGGCUCCGCGGUGUCACUCGACGAAGGAAACGCCGUUAGAAACGACACCGACCGACCAGCGGAUCCACUUCCUCUCCUCCCCCAACUCCCGCCCACCAAAGCCCCGCCCGCCGACACCACGCCCCUCUUUAGAUUACCCUCCAAUGGCGACUCGCUUCAGGGGCGGACUACUAAGACGCCUUCUGGUGCACCUGAGAAGCCUCAUGACCCUGCUGCUUUCGGCCGAUCACAGGACGGAUCGUCGCGGCUGAAGUCGGCUCUGGCCAAUGAGAGAGCCAAAGCUAACAGCUGGGGUCAGAGCAGAAAUCCGUCUCCUCAACUCUAUGACCCGUCAGCGACCGCGGUCGCCAGAUCCACGAGGCCUUCAUCCAGAAACUCCCUCUUUCCCCCCUCCUCCUCUAGACCCGGUGCCUCGUCCCCGACCGCCGGGAUCCUCCGGGUGAACGGACAGCCACACCGGGGCCUUUCCCCUCCUAGACCAGCCUUAUGGUCCAGACCUCGACUGGUGAACAACUCUUUGCCGGAGAACCAGAAGAAGUCUGACGAUUUUGUCCGUUCUGGUUCCACCGUUGACGAGCAGUUUUAUGGAUCACCGGUCCGAUCCCUACCGCUCAACAAGAAACCAAACCUCGUGGGGAAACCCGGAGAAACCGACAAGCUGAACAACUUCAAGCAGACGGACAAGCUGCCGAUCCUGAAACCCAAAGUCCUGCUAGCAACCGCCAAGCCCACCAAACUGGACCGGAAACAGACCACGACCGGAGCGCCGACAACAACCGCCAGUCGGCAGGAAACCUGGGAGGACUCGGACCUGUUCAAACCAAAGCCGGCUUCUGAAGUCGACGCCUUGGGCAAGACACGUUAUGUGGCGCCUCACGUCAUCUACCAAAUAGGCAAGAAACCAGAUGAGCCUUGCUCCAUCACCUCCUCCCUCAACUACUUCCCUGAGGAUGAACCCGGCGGGGCGAACGUGACGGCUCCGCCCAAGACUCCUCCCUCCAACCUCACCGUGGUGACGGUGGAGGGAUGCCCGUCCUUCAUCAUCCUGGACUGGGAGAAAACCGACAACGACACCACCGAGUACGAGGUCAUCUCCACCACUAAGGGACCCGAUGGCGAGCAGGUUUCCGUCCUGACCACCAACCAGACUCACACCACGGUGGAGAACCUCAAACCGGAGAGCAGUUACGAGUUUAAGGUGAAGCCGAAGAACGAGCUGGGUGAAGGUCCUCCCAGUGACCCGGUGUCCUUCAACACAGAGUCCGCGGAUCCUCGAGUGAGCGAGAAUGUCUCAGGUAAAGACGCCAUCUGGACUCAGUUCCCCUUUAAGACGGACUCGUACUCGGACUGUCACGGAAAACAGUACGUGAAGAGAACCUGGUACCGCAAGUUCGUCGGGGUCCAGCUGUGCAACUCGCUCCGGUACAAGAUCUACCUGAGCGACUCGCUCAACGGUAAAUUCCACAACAUCGGAGAUCAGACCGGCUUCGGUGAGGAUCACUGUCAGUUCGUCGAUUCGUUCCUGGAUGGAAGAACGGGCCGACAGCUCCGAGCAGACCAGCUCCCGCCCAGACCCGGUUUCUUCAGGGCCGUGCGUCAGGAGCCGGUCCACUUCGGACAGAUAGGAGGACACUCCCACAUCAACUACGUCUCAUGGUACGAGUGUGGGACGCCCAUCCCCGGGAAAUGGUGAACAGACUGAGUCGUUCUCUGAGAACCCAGAAGAGGAACCGUCGCCCAGGCUGGGACGGCGACAGCAGCAGAAGAUCUUCUGGACCUCCUGUAACCCAGAGCUGUAGAAACAUGUACAGGACAUACUCGUCAGGGAAUCAGUACCGAGAGAGCAUCUCUAAAUAUAGCAAACAUGCCUCAUCUUUACUAUUUAUCAAGCAACCGACUGGUGGAAGAGGAGGAGGAUCGGUGGAGGUUCGGUGCUCUCGGCGGUGUGGGGGGGUACAUGCUAGAUAUAUUUUAUUUUGUGUGAGAUAAUGGGAAGCUGGCUCCCUGGAAUACUAUUUUCAUAACUUAUUUAUCAAAAGGUCUUUCGUUUUGUUUGUUUUCAGCUCAUUUCUGUUUAUUUGCAAGUCGAGCAAAAGGUUUAAAAAGUAGACGCCGUCCUGAUUGACAUUCAUUACCAGCAGCUGACCGGUAAAACCAGUAAAACCAGUCCUCUACCGGCGGCUAUGAAGCACCGUAAACAAGCCGACCUGUAGAAGUUCUGCUGGAUGUGGAGAAUAUGUGCUAUGUGUGAUGAACUUCUGCCUCACCCUAACCAUAACUGCCGGGGAUUCUUGCCUCACCCUAAUCAUGCGCAGCGGGGCGGGAAGCUAACGGUGCGGCAAAGCUCAAAGAAAAUAAAUUUAUACCGCACAGUCCUGAUACCGUCCAGACCCGGUACAACCUUUAUACCAUACGGUCCUGAUACUGUCCAGACCGGUACAACCUUUAUACCAUACGGUCCUGAUACCGUCCAGACCGGUACAACCUUUAUAUCAUACGGUCCUGAUACCGUCCAGACCGGUACAACCUUUAUACCAUACGGUCCUGAUACCGUCCAGACCGGUACAACCUUUAUACCAUACGGUCCUGAUACCGUCCAGACCGGUACAACCUUUAUACCAUACGGUCCUGAUACCGUCCAGACCGGUACAACCUUUAUACCAUACGGUCCUGAUACCGUCCAGACCGGUACAACCUUUAUACCAUACAGUCCUGAUGUCAUCCAGAUCCGGUCCAGACCCGGUGCAGACCCGGUACAACCUUUAUACCAUACGGUCUUGAUACCGUCCAGACCGGUACAACCUUUAUACCAUACAGUCCUGAUAUCAUCCAGAACCGGUCCAGACCUGGUUCAGACCCGGUGCAGACCCGGUCCAGACCCGGUACAACAGUACAUCUUUCUAUAUAAUUGGCUCUAACGAUCGUCUUUGUCUGCCGUUAAUUUCCCGUCCUGCCACCAGACCGACCACGCCGGUAAGGCUUUAUUGUGGCGGGGUGUCGCUGCAGGGUGUUUCCUCUGGAUGCUGUUUCCUGUAACGUUCAGCUGUAUUCAUACGUUGUUAUAAAACAUCUGUAAAGAACAUGAAUGUUUGUUAACAUGAUGCUGUUGGUGUUUUUCUGCAUAUUGAUUCUCAACAAUAAAGAAGUUUUGAUUCGUUUUUUU
This is a messenger RNA of Sebastes umbrosus (honeycomb rockfish), 5154 nucleotides long. RefSeq names its product target of Nesh-SH3-like. NCBI's taxonomy places the organism in Eukaryota, Metazoa, Chordata, Actinopteri, Perciformes, Sebastidae. Gene Ontology annotation, molecular function: protein binding. The record is from RefSeq and is a predicted model, not a curated record. The transcript has 24 exons. Bases 1132 to 3684 code for a protein of 850 amino acids. Gene Ontology annotation, biological process: extracellular matrix organization; positive regulation of cell-substrate adhesion.